AUGAGCCGCUCGCGAAAGCCGGUUUUGCCAAUUAAAACACUUUUUCUCUGUUUUACCUUUAUUUCGCAAUCGCGCAAUUCGAGAGAAAUUUAUAAAAAGUUUCAACUUUUUAGUGGUUGUUUAGGGACAAAUUUUUUUUGAUUUUUUUUUUCGAGUCGGAAAUUUUACACGGGUCUUUGCCAGCAAUAUGUCAGGAAGAAAGUUUUUUUUACAGGCCAGUCAACGUGACGUCGUGGAGCAAUGGGUAGAACGUCUCCGAGACUUUCAAAACUUUUCAUUGAAAAGAGUUUCGCCGGCGGAACCACCGCUGACGUUCUCCAGAAAAUGUUUCUCCGACCUCAUAAAAUGGGGGACAAGUUAGUUAUAUUAGAUAUUUUUUUCGUGAACUUUGUUUUAGGAAAAAUCCGAGACAGAAAAUUCUUCAAUUGGUUUUUUUUUUGAAAUGGCCUUACAUUCUUUUAAUCAUCGAGCCUAGAUUCCCAAAUAUUACCUUUGAAGGCAGAAAUUUGAGGAAUAAAUGGAGUUUCAGGCUUCACCGAGCUCGCUUCUGAACUUUUCAUCUGUCUCGAACUUCCUGAUCCAAGAAUUUGUGACGUCGUCCGUCGCCAGAAACUCAACGACAACUACUAUGCACUCUACCGUACUUUAACUCUUUUAACGAGAGAAUUUUCUCUCUUUUUCAGAAGCGGAUAGUUUUGGAAAAAUUCCGGUAAACAUAUUGGGUCUAAAUAAGGUUACAGAGGAGAAAAAUUUAAAGAAAAGAAAAAGGGAAAUUUGAGGUUUGGAUGGGCGAUUUCGAUGAAUGUGCUGCUGUUGUGAACCCUGUUGAUCCGCUUUAUGAGUAUGAUUUUUUCUAGUUCAUCAUGUUAUUGGUUAUUCACUUUCUAGCACAAAGUUCUGCUGGGCUCAUUUGAAUCUUCCAGUUGAUCGAUUCAUUCCCGACCAUGUUAAGAGCGUCUGUUCUAUUUUGUUCAUAUUUCAAUUUGAAAACAUUUUUUAAUUUUUAUUUUUUUUCUAACAGGUGAGUCAUAAUUCUAUAAUUUUUUUUCUACAGGUUUCUAACAAAACGUGCGGAAAAGGAAUUCCUACUGAUGUGAAAUGGAGCGUCUGCAUGCCAAAAUCGUGCUCCGAAAAGGUGAGAAGUGACGUCAUUCGUGGUGAAUCAACUUUUUGAUAAUUUUUGGUAGUCUUUUCUAUAAAAUUAAUCUAUUUCUGUUGAGUUCAUUUUUUUCAUAAAAAGUACGCUAUAGUUUUUUUGGUCGAUAUUGCUCAUAAGCUAAUCAAAUUUCUAUCAAAAAAGAGCUCAAACGACGAUUUCAGGAGAUUACCCAGGCGCUUAACUUCGUGCCGAAAAUGUUCGGCAUCCAAGGCAAGGCGAUUUGUUCAACGACGUGCCGUCCCACAGAAGCGAAAGCAGAGCCUAUCGUUUGGGUCAUGAAGUAAUUUCCAUGAAGUAUAUCUUUUUAUUUUCUGACGUCAUUUUCCAGUGUUUUCUUGGGAUUUUUCGUGCUCCUGGCGGUUUUUGCAACGGUUGUAGACUAUUAUGAAAGCGUGGCCGAUUACAAAUACGGCGAAACUCCAGACGUUUCAAGUAAAUUUCCUUCUAGUGGCUCCUUGAUGGUUCUUACUUUCAGCCCUUAAGUACAUUCUCUGUUUUUCGAUGUACACGAAUGGACAAAGCCUCCUCGACACAACAACGACCAAAGAUACACUGAGAGGCGUUGAGUGCAUACGGUAGUUUUUAGACCCCUCAAAUGGCUUUUUCAAUGUGGGGUUUUCACAGAUUUUUCUCUUUCACUUGGGUCAUCGCUGGACACUUUUGGGGAUACUGGGCUAAUGCUGGUCAGUUUUAUUUUUGAUGUUGGAGGUAAAAUGUUCGAUUCCGAUCAAGGGCGGAUAUAUAUUUUUGCCAAUACUUCGUAUUUUUGAAUAGCUCCGGAUUAUUCAUUUUUUGUUUCAAAAACUUCACUUUUUGAUACUUUUCGAAAAAAAAAAUUUUGAGCCAAAAUCUUCAAGUUCAGACAAUUUGGUGCAGCUGGCGGACAUCUUCAACACUUUGAUCUACGAAAUCUGGAUCAACGGCUUCUUCUCCGUUGAUUCUUUCUUUUUCCUCAGCGGCCUCUUGCUCUCCUACACUUUUCUGAGGAAGUACAACAUUUCCGACGUUAGGAAGCCGGCCACUUGGAUAUUUUUCUACGUUCAUCGAUUUUUGAGGUCAGAGAAGGAUUAUGGACUGAUAGUUGAAAUCUUGAACAUAAUAAAAAAAAGGUCGAUGUUGGCCAGAAGAUCGGAAUUUUCGGGUCGUGUAGAAAAUAGAUCAACGCGUUGCGGUCGAGCUACGUCUAAAACACUGAGGUUUAUAGUGUCUCCGACGCUCUGUUUCGAGUAUAGGCGUGCUAAAGUAGUUUUAUGGUCCGAUGAAAGUUCAAAGCGGCCGCAUCGCAACCGUUACGCGUAUAGCCAUUCUCCGUGCGAACAGAGAGGCAUUUGAGCAUAUAGGUCAUAGAAGUUAUCAGCGUGUAGGAGGUGUCAUGAGAAAGCCCAAAAAUUGUUCUAAAACACACAAUUUUGCUUUUCAGACUGUCGCCGGCUUAUUUUGCUUUCAUCAUCUUCUAUGCGACCUAUUUGCCACAGGUAAAUAACCUUUCUCAAAAAGAUGACGUCACAAUUACAGGUUGACGUCGGUCCUCACGAGAUUAUUGCCGAAAAAGAUUGGAGCACGUGUCGGGAUUCUUGGUGGAAGAACGUCCUCUACAUCAACAACUUUUUCGAUGCUGAGAAAAGCGUUGGUUUCAAUGGAAACUUUCAAAAGUCGUCUAAAGCCAAGAACCAGAAGAAAAAAUGAAGAAAAUAGAACCGUAUAAAAGAAAUUUAGUAUUGAUUCUAUAAGUUUUUUUUAAAAAUUUAAUUCAAGUUUUUAUCAAGUUUAUCGAACGGAAUUGAGUAAUAAUUUUGCUUCUUUUUUUGUUGAAUACUUCCGUUCUAAAUACAGAAGCUAUAUCUUUUAAUUUCGUCAAUUUCUUGUGAUUUGAGUUGUAAAUGGCUUUUUUGUUUACUUCUUCGAUCGCUAAGCUUAGGGUGUGCGCAUCAGUUUUAAAUGAUCCAAACUACUUUAUUCAAGCAUUUCAUAGUAGUAACCUAUAAAAAUUGAUAGAAACAUGCCGUAAAAGUAUGAAAAUUUGUAGACCAAAAACUCAGAAAUAACUUUUUUUUCAGUGCCUCGGCAUCACUUGGUACCUAGCCGCCGACACUCAGAUGUACGUCUUCGCUCCCUUAUUCUUGAUUCCCUUCUUCUACUCUGCGAAAAUGGGAUUUGUCUGUGCAGCCAUUGGCCUCUUCCUUUCCACCGGAAUUACCUACUUUCUGUUCUUCAGCUACGAUCUUCCAGCCACACUCCUCAAGGCGAUGUGAGAAACAUUUUCGAAAAUCAAGCUUGAAGUCAUCUCAACCGGCUUAAAGCAUGCUUUCAUGUCAUUUCUUUGUGCCUAUCCAUGUCCUGAAUGACAUAGUUUGCUCCAGAAUGAUCUCCGAUGACCUCUCCCGGCGAAGGAUGCACACCUACGUCUACACUUCGUUCUACGUCCGAAUUCCGCCCUACCUCAUCGGAAUCUGCAUGGGAUAUGUGCUGCUGUCGACGAAGAACCAGAAAAAGAUGAUGAACAAGGUUGUCAAAGUGACUGUAAACUUAGGCUCAAUAUAUUGGCAAAAUGUAAAUUUAAAAGUUCCACUCUAGUCCUAUUGAGACAUGCUUCAAGAUAAGAAACCGUGAAAAUUUAGAUAAGAAGAAAAAAAAAAUCAUUCAAUCAGUGUCUUACAUUUCAUCAAUGGGGUCACAUUAAGCCAAACAUUUAGACAAAUAGGUAAGAAAGACCAAAUCAUUUCAAGGGUCUUGCCGGUCUUCUUUGGAUUUUGUCGGCCGCAAUGGCUCUUGGAUCAAUCUUCAUUGUUCAUUCCUAUAACAACGGUUUUUUAACCCAAGAAGAAAGUUGACGAUUAAACUUGAAGGAGAAGUUUGGAGUAAAUUCGAUCGGGCGACUUACAACGCCUUCAGUCGACUUUGCUGGCCUUUGAGUUUGAGUUGGCUUGUCUACGCUUUGAAUCGCGGUUAUUCUGGUUUGUUUGUCUCUUUUUUUUUGAAAAAUUUAAAAAUUAAGGACUUAUUGGCAAGUUCAUGUCGCUGCCGUUUUGGACGCCGCUGGGGAAACUAACCUUUUGCGCCUACCUUUGUCACAUUUUCGUCAUCGUUGUUUACCUAAACAUGGAACGGUUGCCUCUUCACUACGUCGGACUGUUUGAAACGGUGAUUUGCGGUUUCGGAAUUUUUCUUUGUGCUCAAAGAUUUUUAUUGCGGAAGGCACGCCAAAAGUGAAGUCGAAAGUAAGAUUGAGUUGAAAAAUUUUUAAUUUUUGAAGCACAGGUAUUUGAAGCUUCCCGGCUUUGACAAAAAAGUGAAUAAGGACUUUGAAACUUUGAAACUUUUAUUCAGUCUUCAGAGUAGGUUCUCUGCUGAAUCAUGGAAUCAUUGAAGAGUUGUUUGUCGGUUCGCGAAACUGUUGUUGAUCAAGCGUAGACGGCGCGUAGAGCUUCUCGUCUCUCUUGUGCUAGUAGUAGACGUUUUUCGAACGUUUCCGACGAUCACUGCUUCUCCAUGGAAUAUGGACAUUCGGACUUAAUUUUAAAGAAGUAGCUUCAUGAAAUCUUCUCAUUUUUUGAGCAUCAAAAAAGACGCUUCUUUUUUACCUCUUCGAAAAAGCUUUUUGAAAUUUGCUCUAUUUGAGAUCAUGAAAAUGAUCCCAAUGGUCCCAAUAAUGAUUAAGGAAAAGUUUAUCAUUAGAAGCCUUAAAGGCGCAGGGAGAAGCCGUAACAUGUUUGUUUAAAAAAAAACCUGUUUGAGAGACAAAUUUUUACAAAAGUUGUAUUUUUGGGCUCGCUUUACUACGUGAACUAAAAACCUGACAAAAAAGUGAACACUAGGCGCAACUUCGACGUUAUUUGAGGAAUUCUGAGCCAUUCAGUUAUCACUCAAGUUGUAUUUAGCGCCUCUUUAGUGCUCACUUAAAGAAGCCGCGGCAAUUUUUCUUACAACAGAUCCUCCAAAAAUUGUCAAGGUUGAAAAUUAUCAAUUUGAAUGACGUCACUUUCAGUACGCUCAUGGCGUCAUUCCGGUGACGUUGCUCUCUUUGUGUUUUGCCGCCGUCUGGUGCCUCCUUUUCGAGAUGCCAUUCGUCCGGUUGGAACGGUUUCUCAUCGGGUCCACUCUCAAAAGAACCCAUAAGCCACGCCCACCAAACGAGUGCCCAGAAAAGGAAAUCGUGUGGACCGCAAAACUUUAA
Molecule: messenger RNA, 5333 nt
Organism: Caenorhabditis auriculariae
Lineage: Eukaryota; Metazoa; Nematoda; Chromadorea; Rhabditida; Rhabditidae
Source: the annotation of a GenBank genome assembly